GGCCGUCAAAACAAUGGCCAAGGCUAAGGCAGCUCCUACGUCGUCAAGCGGCGGUAAGGCCGCGAAGAAGAAGAAGUGGUCCAAGGGAAAGGUCAAGGACAAGGCGCAGCACGCCGUCAUCCUCGACAAGCCCACUUACGACCGCAUCAUGAAGGAGGUUCCGACCUUCCGAUUCAUUAGCCAGAGUAUCCUCAUCGAGCGAUUGAAGGUCAAUGGGAGCUUGGCUCGGGUAGCAAUCAGUCAUCUGGAGAAGGAGGGACAGAUCAAGCGGAUUGUGCACCACAGUGGCCAGUUGAUCUACACCCGGUCAACUAGCGGCUCAGAUUGAUUCGUUCGCCCUGUCGUUGCUUUCUACUCUCCUAUUGCAUGCAGCAUAUGUAUAUUCACCACAUAAAACAUGCCAAGCCAUGCCAUAUUGCACUGCCUGAGAUUCAGAUAAAGUCACGAUUACUACCCCCGUCGAAGCGAUGUGAGUGCUACGCAUUGUCAAUCUACCAUAUGCAGCUGUCGCAAUGCGUCCUGCGGUCU
Postia placenta MAD-698-R-SB12 is the source of this 528-nucleotide messenger RNA. RefSeq lists its product as hypothetical. The record is from RefSeq and is a predicted model, not a curated record. Lineage: Eukaryota; Fungi; Basidiomycota; Agaricomycetes; Polyporales; Adustoporiaceae. Gene Ontology annotation, molecular function: structural constituent of ribosome. The coding region runs from base 14 to 328 and encodes 104 amino acids. Gene Ontology annotation, cellular component: cytosolic small ribosomal subunit. The transcript is spliced from 3 exons.